Molecule: messenger RNA, 1359 nt
Organism: Aspergillus tubingensis
Lineage: Eukaryota; Fungi; Ascomycota; Eurotiomycetes; Eurotiales; Aspergillaceae
Product: haloalkane dehalogenase family protein
Exons: 3
Coding region: 1-1359 (452 amino acids)
Molecular function (GO): catalytic activity
Source: RefSeq, a predicted model, not a curated record
AUGUCGCUGCUCACGCUGCACGUCGGCAGCAGCCUGGCACAGGCAGUGCUGACCAUUCUCAUGACCUCCUAUGGCUACGCCGCUACAUUCGUUAUGUCCUUUACCGUUUGUCGGCUCAUUCUAUUUGGCAGUCUCUUGCCACUCUAUCUUGGGAAGCUGUCAUGCACUAUCAUCCCCACAGUGGUUCGGAACUUCCUCAGCCUGUUCUCCAGUCAAGGGAGGAAAAGGCUUAUCCGAGAGGCAGAAGAGUACCGGGGUCAAUGUGAGUCUCUGGCCAUCGCCCAGUGCCAAGGCACAUAUCGCUUCAGCGAGUCCAAUUUGUAUCGACUCCGUCCUCAGGGACCAGGAUGGAUGCCCGACUUCCCCUGGGCUGAUUGCAUGGUGGAGAUGGCCAUCUGUGGAGCCACUGUCCGCUUCAUGCAUCAGAAACCAACACUCGACGGUCCCGCAGGCCGCAGGCGCCCGAUCAUCUUCCUGCAUGGGAAUCCGAGCUGGAGCUAUAUUUGGAGAAAUAUCCUUCCUCAUCUGCUGGACCAAGGUCAUGAAGUCUAUGCGCUCGACUGGCUCGGGCACGGUCGCAGUGACAAGCCGACCCAUCCCGAAUCGGUUACCUUUGAACUACAUAUUCACACGCUUAUGCAGUUGUUCAAGGUCCACAAUCUCCGCCAUGCAACCAUCGUCGCGCAUGACUGGGGUGGGUGCGUCGCAUUGUGCGCAAUCCCGCAGCUGCCUCAGAUGGCCUGCACUUGCCUCCUUCUCCUGAACUCCUUUCUGCCACCGCGUCCGGACGAAUGGAACCUUCACUACAGCUUACUCUAUGCCAUCUGGUUUCUUUCGACGGGCCUCCUGGGCGGCUAUAUGCCUGAGUGGGGAGUGAUGCGUUUCAUGUCCCCACACUUGUCGCAAUUCGAGAUCGAUGGGUACAGUGCGCCAUAUCGAUCUCUCCCAGUAGCCACCAAGGCCAGUGUCUUCCGGUUCGGGCACAUUGUCCCGGUUACACCGCGCUUUGCCUUACAUGGCCUCCGGCAGACGCGGAUCUGGAAAUUGUUGGAGGGUCUCUGCGGACCGCGUCAUUUUGACAACCUAAGUCAACAGGCCAGACUGGCAAAGCGCGGGGAAGAGGUCCGACAGAGCUGGAGAGCGUGCCUCGGAAAGGGUAACCCAGAUGUUUUGGUGGUGUUCGGAGAGCAAGACCCGCUCUUGAAGCUGUACAAGGACAUCCUCGUCGAUUGCAUCCAUCCGGCACAUAUGGUUGAAUGGGCGCCACAGGGCAUAUGGCUUUCUGGAGGAGGCCACUACCCCAUGGAAGAGAAAGCGGCUGAUAUAUCCCUCUUGAUCGAAAAGCUUGCAAGCCAAUGA